Molecule: messenger RNA, 11243 nt
Organism: Peromyscus californicus insignis
Lineage: Eukaryota; Metazoa; Chordata; Mammalia; Rodentia; Cricetidae
Gene: Cubn
Product: cubilin
Molecular function (GO): calcium ion binding
Source: RefSeq, a predicted model, not a curated record
AUGUCCUCACAUUUUCUCUGGGGUUUUGUUACUUUAUUGAUGAUAGCCAAAUUGGAUGGCGAAACUGGAGAGCUUGAGGAGAAGCGACAGAAAAGGAUUGCUGAUCUCCACCAGCCUCGGAUGACUACAGAGGGGGGAAACUUGGUGUUUCUUACAAGCUCUGCCCAAAACAUUGAAUUUAGAACUGGAUCCCUUGGAAAAGUCAAAUUAAACGAUGAAGAUCUUGGUGAAUGUUUACAUCAGAUCCAGAGAAACAAAGAUGACAUUAUAGAUUUAAAGAGGAACACAACUGGUCUUCCUCAGAAUAUACUUAGUCAAAUCCAGCAACUUGACUCCAAGCUUGUGGAUCUUGAGAGGAAUUUUCAGAGUUUGCAGCAGAAUGUGGAGAGGAAGGUUUGCAGUAGCAAUCCCUGCCUCAAUGGUGGCACCUGCGUCAAUCUGCACAACUCCUUUUUUUGUGUCUGCCCUUCGCAGUGGAAGGGUCUUUUCUGCUCAGAGGAUGUUGAUGAGUGUGCAAUCUACUCAGGAACACCCUUUGGCUGCCAGAGUGGAUCCACCUGUGUGAAUACAAUGGGGAGCUUCAGAUGUGACUGCACACCUGAUACAUAUGGACCCCAGUGUACAUCCAAGUAUAAUGACUGUGAACAGGGCUCUGAGCAGCUCUGUAAGCAUGGCAUCUGUGAGGAUUUAGAGCGAGUGCAACAUGGACAGCCAAAAUUUAAUUGCAUCUGUGACGCUGGGUGGACAAUACCACCAAAUGGCAUCGCCUGCACAGAGGACAAAGAUGAAUGCAGCCUCCAACCUUCGCCUUGUGCAGAGCAUGUGCAGUGUUUCAACACACUGGGCUCUUUCUACUGUGGGGCUUGCCCAAAAGGCUGGCAAGGAAAUGGUUAUGAAUGCUACGAUAUCAAUGAAUGUGAGAUAAACAAUGGCGGCUGCUCUGUGGCUCCACUUGUCCCCUGUCUCAAUUCGCCUGGGUCUUUCACCUGUGGGAACUGCCCACCAGGUUUCAGCGGUGAUGGGAGAGAGUGCACGCCCUUGGAUGUCUGCUCAAUCAAUAACGGAGGUUGCCACCCAGAUGCAUCCUGCUCCUCAGCUCUUGGUAUAGGAUUUUUGCCUCUCUGCACCUGUCCUCCAGGAUAUACAGGAAAUGGUUUCGGGCCAAAUGGAUGUGUACACCUCAGUAAUAUUUGCUCAAGUCACCCAUGUGUAAAUGGACAGUGCAUAGAAACAGUAUCGAGUUAUUUCUGUAAGUGUGACUCAGGCUGGUCUGGAACCAACUGCACAGAAAACAUUAAUGAGUGCCUGAGCAACCCCUGUUUGAAUGGGGGCACCUGUAUCGAUGGUAUCAAUGGCUUCACUUGUGACUGCACAAGCUCCUGGACUGGGUAUUAUUGUCAGAUACCCCAGAGAGCUUGUGGAGAGAUCCUCUCGGGGACACAAGGAGUCUUUGCCUACCAGAGCCCUAAUGAUACCUAUGUUCAUGAUCUUAACUGUUUCUGGGUUGUCAGGACUGAUGAGGAAAAGGUUCUGCAUAUCACUUUCACGUUUUUUGACUUAGAACCAGCAAAUAACUGUCCCCGAGAAUUUCUUCAGAUUCACGACGGAGAUUCUUCAGCGGCUUUCCCUCUUGGGAGAUACUGUGGCUCCAGGCCCCCACAGGGCAUCCACAGCAGUGGCAAUAGUCUUUUCUUUCAUCUCUACUCUGAAUACAUAAGACGUGGAAGAGGCUUUACAGCGAAGUGGGAGGCAACGCAGCCGGAGUGUGGCGGCAUACUGACUAGUGAUUAUGGUUCUAUUACAUCUCCGGGGUACCCUGGAAACUACCCUCCAGGAAGAGAUUGUGUCUGGCACAUUCUAGCUCAUCCUGGCUACUUGAUAACAUUUACCUUUGGGACCUUGAGCCUGGAGAGCCACAGUGACUGCAGUAAAGAUUAUUUGGAGAUUCGAGAUGGUCCUUUCCAACAAGAUCCCGUUCUUGGGAAAUUCUGCACUUCUCUGUCUACCCCACCACUCCAGACUACGGGCCCCGCUGCCAGGAUUCAUUUCCAUUCUGAUGGUGACAUCACUGACAAGGGUUUCCACAUCACCUAUCUAACCACACCAUCGGAUCUGCCCUGUGGUGGGAACUACACGGACACCGAGGGUGAGCUCCUCUUUCCUCCCUUGUCUGGACCUUUCAAUCGCAACAGACAGUGUGUCUAUCUCAUCACACAGCCCAAAGGAGAGAAAAUAGAUAUCAACUUUACCCACGUGGAGCUGGAGAGCCAGAUGGGCUGUACUCACACUUACAUCGAGGUUGGAGACCAUAACAACUUACUUCGAAAGAUCUGUGGCAAUGAAACCCUGCUACCUAUUAGAUCGAUUUCUAACAGAGUCUGGAUCAGACUGAGAAUAGACGCUUUAGUCCAGAAGGCUAGUUUCAGAGCUGACUAUCAAGUUGCUUGCGGGGGUGAAUUAACAGGAGAAGGAGUCGUUCACUCACCUUUUUAUCCUAAUGCCUAUCCUGGACAAAGAACCUGUAGGUGGACCAUCUCCCAACCCCUCAGACAAAUUGUUGUUCUCAACUUCACUGACUUUCAGAUUGGAAGUACUGCCCCCUGUGAUACUGAUUACAUUGAGAUUGGUCCCAGCUCUGUCUUGGGAUCUCCUGGAAAUGAGAAGUUUUGUGGCACAAACAUACCAUCAUCUGUACCAUCCGUGUAUAAUGUUCUUUAUGUCACAUUUGUGAAAAGUUCUUCUAUGGAAAAUCGUGGCUUCACGGCUAGGUUCAGUACUGAUGAUUUAGAAUGUGGAGAAGUUCUCACAGCAUCAAAUGGAGACAUUAAAAGUCCCGGUUAUCCAAAUAUCUACCCAAGUGGUGUAAAUUGUACCUGGCAUAUAGUAGUCCAGCAAGGCCAUGUGAUUCGUUUGGCGUUCGAUUCAUUUUACCUGGAUUUUCAUUACAACUGCACAAAUGACUACCUGGAAAUUUAUGACGUUGUUUAUCAGAUAUCUCUUGGGAGAUAUUGUGGAAAAUCCAUCCCACCUUCUCUUACUAGCAGUUCCCACUCAAUAAAGAUCAUGUUUGUGUCUGACUCUGCUCUUGCCCACGAAGGCUUUUCGAUACAGUAUGAAGCAAUGAAUGCAUCAUCAGUAUGCUUAGAAGACCAUACAGAUAACUAUGGAGGAAUCACCUCCCCAAACUACCCCAGAAAUUACCCCAAUAACUUGGAUUGCAUUUACAGGAUCACAGCGGGAUUCAAUGAACAGAUUGAAUUGGAUUUUAUAAACUUUGAACUGGAGGAGGGCUCGGGGCAACAGUGUUUCGAUUUUCUGGAAAUCAGAGAUGGAGGCUACGAAACUUCACCACUCCUUGGAUGUUAUUGCGGCUCAGUUGUGCCUCCUAGAAUCAUCUCUCAGAGUAACAAGCUAUGGCUGAGGUUUAAGAGUGAUAGAGUGUAUACAAGGAGGGGUUUCUCAGUUUCCUGGGACGUAGUGUCAACAGGCUGUGGAGGCAAUCUCACCACCCCCACGGGGUUGAUCACAUCCCCCAACUACCCGAUGCCCUACUACCAUAGCUCUGAGUGCUACUGGCGGCUGGAAGCCAGCCAUGGCAGCGCUUUCCAGCUCGAAUUCCAAGACUUCCACCUGGAGCAUCACCCCAGCUGCUCUCUGGAUUACUUGGCGGUGUAUGAUGGCCCAAGUACCAGCUCCCAUCUGAUAAAUAAACUCUGUGGAGACACAACACCAGCUCCCAUCCGGACCAGUAGAGACAGCAUAUUGUUGAAACUGAGGACAGAUGAAGGUCAGCAAGGACGUGGCUUUGAAGUAAAAUACCGGCAGAUAUGUGACAAUGUAAUAAUAGUGAAUAAAACCCAUGGCAUCUUGGAGAGCAUAAAUUAUCCAAAGCCCUAUGAUAAAGAUCAACGUUGUAACUGGACCAUCCAAGCAACAAAAGGCAACACUGUGAACUACACAUUUCUUGAAUUUGAAGUGGAAAAUGAUGUAAACUGCUUCACAGAUUAUUUAGAGCUCUAUGAUGGACCACAAAAGAUAGGACGAUACUGUGGAAGAGAUAUCCCCCCAUCAGGGGCCACCACAGGCUCCAAGCUUCAUGUACUGUUCUAUACAGAUUCGAUUCUUUCACAUGACAAAGGAUUUAGGAUGCAGUGGUUCAUUCAUGGCUGUGGUGGGGAGAUGUCUGGAGUCGAGGGCUCCUUCAGCAGCCCUGGGUACCCUAACAGCUAUCCUCACAACAAGGAGUGUAUCUGGAACAUUCGAGUGGCCCCAGGGAAGAGCAUUCAGCUCAUCAUCCAUGAUUUUGAUGUGGAGUAUCACUCAAACUGCAACUUUGACUCCCUGGAGAUCUAUACAGGCCUUGAUUUUCACUCUCCGAGAAUGGCUCAGUUGUGUGUCCAAACACCAUCAGCGAACCCCAUGCAGAUCUCCAGCACUGGAAAUGAGCUAGCAGUCCGAUUUAAGACUGAUAACAAUAUAAAUGGGAGAGGUUUCAAUGCUUCAUGGCGAGCAGUCCCUGGAGGUUGUGGUGGGGUUUUCCAGAUUCCCAGAGGAGAGAUUCAUUCUCCAAAUUACCCCAAUAGCUACAGCGCUAAUACUGAGUGUUCUUGGACCAUUCAAGUUGAAAAACAUCACCGUGUUCUCUUGAACAUCACUGACUUUGACCUUGAAGCCACAGAUUCGUGUAUUAUGACGUAUGAUGGCUCAAGUUCCACAAACACCCGUGUCGCCAGUGUGUGUGGAAGACAGACACCACCUAACUCCAUCACUUCUUCAGGAAACAGCCUCUUUGUGAGAUUCCAGUCUGGCUCUUCCAGACAGGGCAGGGGCUUCCGAGCUCAGUUCAGGCAAGAAUGUGGAGGCCACAUCAUCACUGACUCUUCUGAUACUAUUUCCUCUCCAUUGUUCCCUAAUAAAUAUCUAAACAAUCAAAACUGUACUUGGAUAAUUGAAGCUCAACCUCCAUUCAGUCAUAUUACCCUCUCCUUUAGCCUCUUUCAACUUCAAGGCAGCACAGACUGUACACGGGACUAUUUAGAAAUUUUGGAUGGCAAGGACUAUGACGCACCUGUCCAAGGCCGUUACUGUGGUACCUCCCUGCCCCAUCCCAUCGUAUCUUUUGGCAAUGCCCUGACACUGAAGUUUGUCUCUGAUUCUUCCAUUGUAAGUGAGGGUUUCCAUGCCUUCUAUUCUGCAUCAACGUCAGCUUGCGGUGGAACCUUCAACAUGGCUGAUGGCAUCUUCAACAGCCCUGACUACCCAGCAGCAUACCAUCCUCAUGCGGAAUGUGUCUGGAACAUUGUCAGCUCCCCUGGAAACCAGCUGCAGCUGUCCUUUCUAACCUUCCAGUUGGAGAGCUCUCCAAACUGUAACAAGGAUUUUGUGGAAAUCCGAGAAGGAAAUGCCACAGGCCAAUUGGUGGGACGAUACUGUGGAAACUCCCUCCCUGGCAAUUUCUCAUCCAUCAAGGGUCAUAUUCUGUGGAUCAGAUUUGUCUCUGAUGGCUCAGGCAGUGGCAUGGGCUUCCAGGCCAGGUUCAGUCACGUAUUUGGCGAUGAUAAUAUUGUGGGAACUCAUGGGAAAAUCGCAUCUCCCUUAUGGCCUGGAAAUUACCCCCCUAACUCCAAUUACAGAUGGACAGUAAAUGUAAAUUCAUCUCAAAUUAUACAUGGUAGAAUCUUGGAGAUAGACAUGGAAACAGCAGGAAACUGCCGUUAUGACAAAUUAAAGAUCUAUGAUGGGCUUGAUAUCCAUUCCCGCCUGAUUGGCACUUACUGCAGUACCCCCUUGGAAUCAUUUAGUUCCAGUAGAAACUCUUUGACAUUCCAGUUUUCUUCUGACGCUACCGUUUCCGGGAAGGGAUUCCUUCUGGAGUGGUUUGCGGUAGAUGUUUCUGGUGGCACUGAUCCUACCAUUGCUCCAGGUGCUUGUGGAGGAUAUAUGGUGACAGGAGACACUCCUCUCCUUUUUUUCUCCCCGGGCUGGCCUGGGCAGUACCAUAAUCAUGCUGACUGUACAUGGAUCAUCUACGCUCCCGAUUCUACUGUGGAACUCAACAUCCUCUCCAUGGACAUUGAACCUCAGCUAAUGUGUGCCUAUGACAGGCUGAUCAUAAGAGAUGGAGACAAUAACUUAGCCCAGCAGCUGGCUGUUCUGUGUGGUAGAGAGAUUCCCGGGCCCAUCCGGUCAACUGGAGAGUACAUGUACAUCCGUUUCAUCUCAGACUCCAGCAUCACUACAGCCGGCUUCAACGCCUCCCUUCACAAGAGCUGUGGUGGAUAUUUGCAUGCAGACAGAGGGAUUAUCACAUCCCCCAAGUACCCAGACUCCUACCUUCCCAAUCUCAACUGCUCCUGGCAUGUUCUGGUCCAGAGUGGUCUCACCAUUGCUGUCCAUUUUGAGCAGCCUUUCCAGAUUCAAAAUAGAGACUCUUCGUGCAACCAGGGGGAUUACUUGGUGCUAAGAAAUGGACCAGAUAUCCAUUCUCCACCCUUGGGACCCUCUGGAAGAAAUGGUCGUUUCUGUGGAAUUUAUACUCCAUCGACUCUGUUCACCUCAGACAAUGAAAUGUUUGUUCAGUUCAUUUCUGAUAAUAGUAACGGCGGGCAAGGAUUUAAGAUCAGAUAUGAGGCCAAGAGUUUAGCCUGUGGGGGCACUAUCUAUAUCCAUGGUGCCGAUUCUGAUGGAUACGUGACCUCCCCCAACUACCCUGCUAAUUAUCCACAGCAUGCUGAAUGCAUUUGGAUCUUAGAGGCUCCUUCUGGGAAAAGUAUACAGCUCCAAUUUGAAGAUCAAUUCAAUAUUGAAGAAACACCCAACUGUUCUUCGAGCUACCUUGAAUUGCGUGAUGGAGCCGACUCAAGUGCUACAGUGCUUUCCAAAUUGUGUGGGCACACUUUGCCUGGUAGCUGGAUAUCCUCAAGAGAACUUAUGUACUUGAAAUUCCAAUCUGGUACUGGUUCCAGCUACAUGGGAUUCAAGGCCAAGUAUUCCAUAGCCCCAUGUGGAGGAACAGUCUCAGGGGAAAAUGGAGUCAUUGAGAGCAUUGGAUACCCGACCCUUCCCUAUCCAAACAAUGCCUUUUGUCAGUGGCAUCUCCGGGGCCUCCCAGGACACUAUCUCACCAUUCAUUUUCAAGAUUUUAAUCUUCAGAGUUCCCCUGGUUGUGCAAAAGACUUUGUGGAGAUCUGGGAAAACCAUACCACUGGAAAUAUUUUGGGCAGAUAUUGUGGAAACUCCAUUCCUAGCCAUGUGGACACUUCCAGCAAUGUUGCUUCGGUCAGGUUUGUCACAGAUGGCUCUGUCACUGCCUCAGGAUUUAGGCUGCAGUUUACGUCCAGCAGAGAAGUGUGUGGUGGGAAUUUACACGGCCCUACCGGAACAUUUACUUCUCCCAACUACCCAAACCCUAAUUCUCAUGCCUGGAUCUGUGAGUGGACAAUCACUGUACCAGAAAGCAGGAGAAUCAUCCUAACCUUUACCAACUUGAGGCUGAGCAACCAUCCAUCCUGCGACAGUGAGCACCUCAUAGUGUUCAAUGGCAUUAGAAGUAAUUCACCCCAACUAGAGAAACUGUGCAGCCGUGUGAACGUAACCAGUGAGUUCAAAUCCACUGGAAACACAAUGAAGGUCGUAUUCUUCACCGAUGGAUCCCGGCCGUACGGAGGCUUCACUGCUUCCUACACCUCCAGUGAAGACGCAGUGUGUGGUGGACCUCUUUCAAGUGUCUCUGGUGGAAACUUUACUUCUCCUGGCUAUAAUGGAAUCCGUGAUUAUGCAAGAAACCUAGACUGUGAAUGGACUGUCAGUAACCCAAAUCGGGAAAAUUCAUCCAUUAAUAUCCAUUUUAUAGCAUUUUCCCUUGAAAGUCAUCAAGACUGUGCAUUUGAUGUCCUUGAGUUUCGAGUGGGUGAUGCUGAUGGGCCCCUGAUAGAGAAGUUCUGCAGCUUGUCAGCACCAGCAGUACCCUUGGUUAUCCCCUACCCCCAGGUGUGGAUACACUUUGUCACCAACGAGCGUGUAGAACAUACUGGAUUCAAUGUAGAGUACUCCUUUACAGAUUGUGGUGGAAUACAGACAGGUGAGAGUGGAGUGAUCUCAAGUCCUAACUAUCCAAAUGUUUAUGGUAGAUGGACCCACUGUUCAUGGCUGUUGGAAGCCCCAGAAGGGCACAUCAUCACUCUCACAUUUACUGACUUUCAUCUUGAGAUGCAUCCAACUUGCGCUUCAGACUCGGUUACUGUCAGGAAUGGUGGCUACCCUGAAUCACCCAUCAUAGGACGGUACUGCGGGUGGUCAAUCCCUGGACCAGUACAGUCUGGUUCCAACAAGCUUGUGGUGACUUUUAGCACAGACCGUCAAGGGCAAAGUCGUGGAUUUUAUGCUACAUGGGACACAAGCACUUUAGGUUGUGGUGGAACAUUCCAUUCAGAUAAUGGUACAAUCAAAUCUCCCCAUUGGCCUCAGACAUUCCCCCAGAACAGCAGAUGCUCCUGGACAGCCAUCACACAUGACAGUAAACACUGGGAGAUUAGCUUUGACAGCAAUUUCCGCAUCCCCAGCAGUGACAGCCAGUGUCUGAACAGCUUUGUGAAGGUCUGGGAAGGAACUUUGGAGACCAAUGAUACCCUGUUAGCCACAAGCUGUGGGGAUGUGGCUCCCGGUCCCAUCGUCACAUCAGGAAACAUAUUCACUGCUGUCUUCCAGUCCGAGGAGAUGCCAGGCCAGGGCUUCUCUGCGUCCUUCAUAAGCCGAUGUGGACGUAGGUUCAAUGGCUCCAGAGGUGACAUCAUCUCUCCAAACUUCCCAAAGCAAUACGACAACAACAUGAACUGCACCUACUUCAUAGACGUUGAACCUCAGUCUUUGGUCAUCCUGACCUUUGUGUCCUUCCAUUUAGAAGAUCGCUCAGCCAUCACUGGAGACUGUGAUCACGAUGGCUUGCACAUCAUCAAAGGUCACAACCUCUCUUCCACUCCUCUUGUGACCAUAUGUGGUUCUGAGGCCUUGUAUCCCCUCACCGUGGAUGGCCUAGUGUCGCUCAACUUUUAUUCUAACGAAUACGCCACAGACUUUGGGUUCAAGAUUUCCUACAGAGUCACUAGGUGUGGAGGAACCUACAACCAGUCUGUUGGGAUCUUAAACAGUCCUUUAGAAACAAACACCAACUACCCCAACAAUGCCUACUGUGUCUACAGCAUCUACGUAAGAAGCAACAGAUUGAUUCUACUUAGGUUCAAGCAAUUUGAUGUGGUUCCCUCCAACUUAUGCAACAAUGACUACCUGGAGGUUUUCGAUGGUCCUAGCAUUGGAAAUCGGUCUCUUGGAAAGUUCUGUGGUUCCACAAUUCCACAAAAUCUGAAGAGCACCAAUAACAGCCUGACCCUGCUGUUCAAGACAGAUUCUUCUCAAACAGCAAGAGGUUGGGAAAUAUAUUUCUGGGAGACAAUAGGACCACAGCAAGGAUGUGGGGGAUACCUGACAGAUGACAACAGUACCUUUGUCUCUCCUGAUUCUGACUCAAAUGGAAAGUAUGACAAAGGUCUAAACUGCAUAUGGUACAUAAUUGCACCUGAAAACAAACUCAUUAAUCUCACCUUUAGUAAGUUUUCUCUGGAGGCAGCAGCACAGCAAGGAAUCUGCAACUAUGAUUAUGUGCAGAUAGCAGAUGGCAGGAGCAUAAGAUCAAAUUUAGGUGGAAGAUUUUGUGGUUCCCAAAUACCUGCCCCGUUUAUCUCUUCUGGCAACUCCCUUACGAUUCAAUUUGUCUCUGACAUAACUUUUGAAGGAGAAGGAUUUAAUGCAACAUAUACCUUUGUGGACAUGCCUUGUGGUGGAACACAUGUUGCAACUUUGACCCCACAAAACGCAUCGUCACCUCAUUUGUCAAACAUCAGACGACAAUUUUCCACCUGUACUUGGGUCAUUGAGGCUCCUCCACACAAGCAGAUCAAGAUCACUGUGUGGGAAUUACAGUUAACCUCACAAGACUGCUCACAGAGCUACUUAGAGCUUCAGGAUUCACCACAGAGAAAUGGACCAGUGACUCAGUUCUGCAGUGCCAACUUUACAACCCUGCCAGCAUUUUAUUCUUCAACGAGGACUGCAAUGGUCGUUUUCAGAUCUGACGUUUUGAACACAAACUCUCGAGUGCAUUUCACCUAUCAGAUUGCAGAUUGCAACAGAGAAUACAACCAAGCAUUUGGUACUCUGAAGAGUCCUGGGUGGCCUCAAGUAUAUGAUAAUAACCUGGACUGCACCAUUAUUCUGAGAGCCCCACAGAACAACACCAUUUCCCUCUUUUUCUAUUGGUUUCAACUGGAAGAUUCAAGACAAUGCACGCAUGAUUUCUUGGAGGUAAGAAAUGGCAGCAACAGCAGCUCACCGCUGCUUAACAAGCACUGUGGAACACUCCUGCCAAACCCCAUCUUCUCUCAGAGCAACGAACUGUAUCUGCGGUUUAAGAGCGAUAACUCAGUCACCUCCGCUGGAUACGAAAUUAUCUGGACCUCCUCUCCAUCUGGCUGCGGAGGAACUCUUUUUAGUGACAAUGGUAUAUUAACCAGCCCUGGCUAUCCUGGCAGUUACUCCAACAACACUCACUGUGAAUGGACCAUCAUUGCCCCUUCUGGAAGACCUGUCAACAUCAGGUUCCCUUUUGUCAAUAUCAACCCUCCAGGAGACUGUGCCCACAACUACCUCGCUUUCUAUAAUGGGCCAGACGACAGCUCACCAUCCUUUGGAACAUACUGUGGAAUAUAUACGAGUAUAGCCGACUUCACAGCUUCAUCCAAUCAAGUCUUCAUAAGAUUUCAUGCUGAGUAUACAACGCAGCUGUCAGGGUUCCAGUUAUGGUGGGACAGCUGAAUUGGGAGAGCCGUGUGCAAGCCCAGGACUCUGGCUCUGCCACAGCAUCGUCAGAUGCCACCCUGCCCAGAACUCUGCCUUCCUUAUCCCCAUGGCUGCCUGUGCAAUCAAACAGUGAACUGAACUUCUGUGGCCUUUACCAGAGACAGCAUGGAAUGAAUUUUUCACAGUUGGUGUUCUGAAUACAGAGCAUAACUUUGUUCAACUCAGCUGUACACACCAUUCUUACCGGAUGCACCAUUUAGCUGGCAUCUUUUAAGAAGUUCUUCAAAAUAUCCUGGGGCAUAUUAAUGUACAUUUGUAUUGUGAUACACAUAUGUGCAUUGUUUUCACUACAAAAGUCAAAGUCAAGGUAAUAAACGUUACUAAAAACCAUG